AUGGCGGACGCCUUCCAGGCCCGGACGUUGAAACGUAAGAACGUCAAGGGUCUUGCUCUCAAUGCAGCCCCUAAAGCCACCGCCAACUCCGAUGGCGAUGCGCAGGCCCCUGGUGCACUCGGGAACUCGGAGGUCAACCGCACAGAUACAUUGGAAAUCGGUCUCGAGUUUCGUCUCGAUCUUCGCAGCGAGGAUCUGGUCACAUUGAAGGAGCUUGGCGCUGGAAAUGGCGGAACGGUGUCCAAGGUGAUGCACGCAUCAACCAAGGUGGUGAUGGCCCGAAAGAUUAUUCGCGUCGAAGCCAAAGAGAACGUGAGGAAACAAAUUCUACGAGAACUGCGCGUGGGGCACGACUGCAACUGUCCCAAUAUCGUGACCUUCUACGGUGCAUUCCAGAAUGAAGCGAGAGAUAUUGUGCUGUGUAUGGAAUAUAUGGAUUGCGGCUCUCUCGACCGCGUUUCUAAGGACUUCGGUCCCGUCCGGGUGGAUGUGCUGGGAAAGAUUACCGAGUCAGUGCUGGCUGGUCUGGUGUACCUGUAUGAAGUCCACCGUAUCAUGCAUCGUGAUAUCAAGCCCUCCAACAUUCUGGUCAACUCGCGCGGUAAUAUCAAGCUUUGCGACUUCGGUGUCGCUACAGAGACCGUCAACUCCAUUGCUGAUACCUUUGUCGGCACAUCGACAUACAUGGCCCCUGAACGUAUUCAGGGAGGAGCCUACACGGUCCGUUCAGAUGUGUGGAGUGUUGGUCUGACAGUGAUGGAGUUGGCCGUUGGAAAAUUCCCAUUCGACCACUCUGACUCUGCAGCUGGUAACCGUGCUAGUGCUGGCCCAAUGGGUAUUCUGGAUCUCCUUCAGCAAAUUGUUCACGAGACAGCACCAAAGCUGCCUAAGAGUGAUGCGUUUCCACCUAUUCUGCACGACUUUGUCGGCAAGUGUCUCCUGAAGAAGUCUGAGGAGCGACCAACUCCACGAGAACUAUACGACAAGGACGCAUUCCUGCAGGCUGCCAAGCGCACGCCCGUCAACCUCGAGGAAUGGGCAAUGAGCAUGAUGAAGCGACACGACCGCAAGUCCUACCUGGGACCUCCAGCACCAAAAUCUCUCCGUGAAACCUCGACCCCAGUUUCCAACUCGGCCUCAUCCCCGGUGCCCUCAUCAGGAACGGGUGCCAAACCCCCACCCAUCAGCAAGCCAUCUCGUACGCCCCAGCAGUCUCCCUUCCCAACGAACCCAGCAUCGAGCGACCUGCCUCUGCAUGAUCCCCGCUACUACCCUCAGCCUCAGUCCAGCCACUACGUCUCUUCACGGUCUCCUCAACCCCCAUCUCUGGAGCACCUUUCGCUGGAAACAAACGAUGACAGCGACAUCCGUUCCGGCCGCCAGGCAAUGCGUCAGCACCUAGGAGAUCCGGUGUCAGCUAUUGAUGCACCAUCUCGCCCAUUUAUGAGCCCCCGCUCUGCAAGCUCGAACACUUCCUCCUCCAACUCCCGCACCAAUCUUCACGCAGCCACACUGCCUUUGCGCCCUGCUCCUCCGAACGGUGCACCUCCCGCUCCGCCAGUCUCAGCUGGUGGGACCUGGCGCAACCAGCCAAGCCGUGACGCAUAUCGCUAG
Messenger RNA from Penicillium nucicola, 1614 nucleotides. RefSeq names its product MAP kinase kinase Ste7 (gene ste7). Bases 1 to 1614 code for a protein of 537 amino acids. Gene Ontology annotation, biological process: protein phosphorylation. The record is from RefSeq and is a predicted model, not a curated record. Lineage: Eukaryota; Fungi; Ascomycota; Eurotiomycetes; Eurotiales; Aspergillaceae. Gene Ontology annotation, molecular function: protein kinase activity; ATP binding. The transcript is spliced from 4 exons.